GUCCAGCCCCUCUCCCCUCAGGGCUCUGCGAGGCAGGGGGAUUAUGAUUUUAAUCAGAGGCUGUAUGGGAAUUGCUUGUGUAUAGAUUGCAGGCACAGGGCACGUCCCCAGCAGUGGGGAGCCCCUGGCCCUGCAGGCUCCCGAGCAAUCCCGGGUCUGGGUGAGCAGGGAUUAGUGGGGGCACGGGUGGGUGUGCGCCCGCCUCAUCUGCUGCCAGUGCUUUGACCCUCGAGUGGGUUUUUUCAGCUAAUCCUCUUGUGUCUCCUCUGUGCUGAUUUCUUGCACCUCCAACCCCACUGUGUGGGUGGCUCUGGGUGCCCACGGCCUGAGGUUCUUCCCAUGACUUGGCCCUGUGGGUACUGCCCCCACUGGGACCCCCCAGACCCAGGGUGUGCUGGGGCUCAGUGGCUCCUUCCGCCUCCCCAUCACCCUGAUGAGGCAGCACCUGCUGUCCCCACACACUGCCACUGUCUCCCACGAGAACCCCUGGGUGCAGCGGGCAGCACAGGAAGGUCUGUCCACCCCGAUGGCUGUGGCUUCCCCUCCUAAUGCCUUAAUCCGGCCCUGAUCCGCGGUGCCCCUGGGGCCGGUCCCGCUGACCUUGCAGGUGCAGGAACCCGGUGGGCACCGGGGGCACAGGCUGUCACCGCCGCCCACCAUGGCCUCCUUCUUCACGGCUGCCCUGAAGAGCUUCCAGGGGGGCAAAGAGGAGCUGCCCAAGGGCUCCCCGAGGGACGACAAGGCAGCCGCGCUGCCCAACGGGAUGGCCCGCGAGGAGUUUGAGGAGUACCAGCGGCAGCUGCUGGAGGAGAAGAUCGAGCGGGACAAGGCGUUUGCGCAGAGGAAGGCAGAGCGGGCCACUGUGCGGAUGCACCUGCGGGACAAGUACCACCUGACCCAGGACGAGAGGGACGAAGCGCAGAUGCACGUGGCCGGCGGGGCGGUGGAGCUGCCGCAGGAAUUGGCCGCGAUGGUGCGCGGCGAGGAGGAGGAGGAGGAGGAGGAAGGCGGCGCCGGGGCCUUCGCCUUCCUGGCGAAGCUGCGGGAGGUGGAACUGCCGGCGCUGCGGGACCGCGCUCUGGGCGGCGUGGACCAGGUGAAGGAGAAGUGCUCCCUGAUGUAGCAUCGCUGCCCACCCUGUGCUGGGUGAUGUGGACCAGGUGAAGGAGAAGUGCUCCCUGAUGUAGCAUCGCUGCCCACCCUGCGCUGGGUGACACCGGCAGCCCCUGCCCCCCUCUGCUCCCCGGGAGCCACGGAGUGCUGAGGCUGUGGCUGCUGUUUCCUGGUAGGGGGGUCCCAAUACAGGUGCUGGGUGUUUUCCUCCCCAAAACCAUUCCCAGUUGCUUUCCCAGUGUGCUGGGUGGCUGCUGGGGUGCAGGAUGCCUGGGUCCCCUGAAACCACGAUGACCAAGCCCCUCCCGUGGUGCCCCUGGUGUGAGCCCCUAGACGGGGCAGGUCCCUGACGCUCUGUCACCCCCAGCACCAGCCCUGGUGCCUUGCACACCAUUCAGCUCAAUAAAUGUGGUAUUUUCUGGCA
Messenger RNA from Pseudopipra pipra, 1537 nucleotides. RefSeq names its product complexin-3-like. Gene Ontology annotation, molecular function: syntaxin binding. The coding region runs from base 659 to 1123 and encodes 154 amino acids. Gene Ontology annotation, biological process: neurotransmitter transport; synaptic vesicle exocytosis; regulation of neurotransmitter secretion. The record is from RefSeq and is a predicted model, not a curated record. Gene Ontology annotation, cellular component: SNARE complex; terminal bouton. The transcript is spliced from 3 exons. NCBI's taxonomy places the organism in Eukaryota, Metazoa, Chordata, Aves, Passeriformes, Pipridae.